This is a messenger RNA of Opisthocomus hoazin, 759 nucleotides long. The record is from RefSeq and is a predicted model, not a curated record. Lineage: Eukaryota; Metazoa; Chordata; Aves; Opisthocomiformes; Opisthocomidae.
AUCCACUCCAUCCUGAACUCCCCUUACGCCAACCUCUACAACCCGGAAAACAUCUACCUGUCGGAGCACGGAGGGGGAGCUGGGAACAACUGGGCCAGUGGCUUCUCACAGGGAGAAAAAAUCCACGAGGAUAUUUUUGAUAUCAUAGACAGAGAGGCUGAUGGGAGUGACAGUUUGGAGGGGUUUGUGCUUUGCCACUCCAUCGCUGGUGGAACAGGCUCCGGGCUGGGCUCGUACCUGCUGGAGAGACUGAAUGACAGGUAUCCCAAGAAACUGGUGGAGACGUACUCGGUUUUCCCAAACCAGGAUGAGAUGAGCGAUGUUGUGGUCCAGCCGUACAACUCUCUGCUGACGCUGAAGAGGCUGACUCAGAACGCUGACUGCGUGGUAAGGCGGGAUUUGGACGCGCUCGGCGGUGAUGCCGUGACGCGCACGCUGACCCCGUCCUCCCCGCAGGUCUCCACCAUCAUGUCCGCCAGCACCACCACGCUCAGGUAUCCCGGGUACAUGAACAACGACCUCAUCGGGCUGAUUGCCUCGCUGAUCCCCACGCCCCGGCUGCACUUCCUCAUGACGGGCUACACGCCGCUCACCACCGACCAGUCGGUGGCUAGCGUGAGGAAGACCACGGUCCUGGAUGUGAUGAGGAGACUGCUGCAGCCCAAAAACGUGAUGGUGUCGACGGGGCGAGACAGGCAGACCAACCACUGCUACAUCGCCAUCCUCAACAUCAUCCAGGGGGAGGUGGACCCCACGCAG